Molecule: messenger RNA, 1476 nt
Organism: Guillardia theta CCMP2712
Lineage: Eukaryota; Cryptophyceae; Pyrenomonadales; Geminigeraceae
Exons: 3
Coding region: 1-1476 (491 amino acids)
Source: RefSeq, a predicted model, not a curated record
AUGGCCUGCAUCAACUGGAUCCGCAGGGCGAUCCUCCUCCCGCACCUGAAGCAGGCUAUCGCAGAGUGCAAACACGACAAUUUCGACGACAUCUACAGGUUCAUCCAUGUGAUCAUAAGGAGGUGGUGGCAUGACAUUGCGAACGAGACACCCUUCUUCAGAAACCCGGACACCGCAUAUCUUGUCCGCAAGGCCAUAUCCGACAAUCACCGCGAGAGUAUUAAGACGGUCGUGAGCUUCAUAGACACAGAUGACACCGUUGAGCAAGAUGGAUCAGACUCAGGAGGAGACGAAGAGAUCGAUUACAUUUCAGCUAUACUCGAGGGAGCAGAUGGAGGAAUCGCUGCAGGAGGUGGAGAGCGCGAUCCGGCAGGAGAGCAUGUCCGAGAGGCUCACCUCCGACUGUUCGGCAUGGUCCAAGCUCUCCACGAAGACGAAGCGUUCCGCGACAUCUGCGAUCCCCGCCUGGACCUCUCCAAUCCCUUCCGCUCGGAGAUUGCGGAUAUGCGCUGCUCGCUGUCGUGCCUCGAGGGCAUGAAGCCCACCGAAUCCAGAUGGGUGAUGUACAUGAUGACCCAUGUGGAGGAGCAGAGGGAUGCCUCCACGGUGGAGAUCAAGGACGCCUACCUGAGGACCAUAGGGAAGCACCGUGGCACCCUCAGGAUGUACGAGGCGAUCGUGGACAUGGCGCUGAAGACGAAGGAGCUCUCGGCCGUGCGCUCCACCGUCAACCUCAUCAUGCACCGCGUGAAUGAGCAGGCGUCGAGCUCGGAGGCCCCGAUCCAGAGCAAGCUGGUGGCUGCCAGCAAGGCCCUGCACAAUGACGCGGAGGCGCAGAGGCUCUUAUGCGAGCAGCUCGUGCAGAUGGCGAGUGUGAAGGGCAUAGACUUGCUAUGUAUGUGGGAGAGCGCGAUAUGUGUUCUUCAGGGGAUGCUGCAUGACAUCAACCGCGUCUUUAGGCUAAAGAACCUAAACACAAACACAAACACAAACCUGAACCUCACGUGGAUCCUCAUGAUGAAUGCCGUGUCUUAUAGCAUGCCCACGGAGCCGGCAUGGGCGACCACGAUCAUGAUAUGCUUCGAGCAGAUUCUGGCCGCCGUCUUCAUCCUGAUCAGCAUGGAGUUCCUCCACCCCCUCUCCCUGUCAGUUCCUCCAUCCCCUCUCCCUGCCUUUGAAUCGAGCCAACUGAGCCAACUGAGCCAACUGAGCCAACUGAGCCAACUGAGCCAACUGAGCCAACUGAGCCAACUGAGCCAACCGAGCCAACUGAGCCAACUGAGCCAACUGAGCCAACUGAGCCAACUGAGCCAACCGAGCCAACUGAGCCAACUGAGCCAACUGAGCCAACCGAGCCAACUGAGCCAACUGAGCCAACUGAGCCAACUGAGCCAACUGAGCCAACUGAGCCAACUGAGCCAACUGAGCCAACAUCUCACGCCCUUCAUCAACAUCCGGAUAUCUCACAGAAACUAA